Molecule: messenger RNA, 8400 nt
Organism: Loxodonta africana (African savanna elephant)
Lineage: Eukaryota; Metazoa; Chordata; Mammalia; Proboscidea; Elephantidae
Gene: KCNK1
Product: potassium two pore domain channel subfamily K member 1
Exons: 3
Coding region: 33-1043 (336 amino acids)
Biological process (GO): stabilization of membrane potential; potassium ion transmembrane transport
Cellular component (GO): plasma membrane
Molecular function (GO): outward rectifier potassium channel activity; potassium ion leak channel activity
Source: RefSeq, a predicted model, not a curated record
GCGGCUGUGGCGCCGGCGCGUGGGGGAGGAAGAUGCUGCAGUCGCUGGCCAGCAAGUCCUGCGUGCGCCUGGUGGAGCGGCACCGCUCGGCCUGGUUCUUCGGCUUCCUGGUGGUCGGUUACGUGCUCUACUUGGUGUUCGGCGCAGUGGUCUUCUCGUCGGUGGAGCUGCCCAACGAGGACCUGCUGCGCCAGGACCUGAACAAGGCGAAGCGGCGCUUCCUGGAGGAGCACGACUGCCUGACGGUGGAGCAGCUGGAUCAGUUCUUGACACGGGUCCUGGAGGCCAGCAGCUACGGCGUGUCGGUGCUCAGCAACACCUCCGGCAACUGGAACUGGGACUUCACCUCCGCGCUCUUCUUCGCCAGCACCGUCCUCUCCACCACAGGUUAUGGCCACACCGUGCCCUUGUCAGAUGGGGGUAAGGCCUUCUGCCUCCUGUACUCUGUCAUCGGCAUCCCUUUCACCCUCCUGUUCCUGACGGCGGUGGUCCAGCGCAUCACCCUCUACGUCACCCACAGGCCCGUCUUCUACUUCCAUACCCGCUGGGGCUUCUCCAAGCACACCGUGUCCCUUGUGCACGCAGUUCUCCUCGGGUUUGUCACCAUGUCCUUGUUCUUCUUCAUCCCUGCAGCCGUAUUCUCCUUCCUGGAGAAUAACUGGAACUUCCUUGAAUCCUUUUAUUUUUGUUUUAUUUCACUGAGCACCAUUGGCCUAGGAGAUUAUGUUCCUGGAGAAGGCGACAAUCAAAGGUUCAGAGCAAUCUAUAAGUUUGGAAUCACAUGUUACCUGAUACUUGGCCUGAUUGCCAUGCUGGUGGUUCUGGAAACUUUCUGUGAACUCCGCGAGCUGAAAAAAUUCAGAAAGCUGUUCUAUGUGAAGAAGUUCAAGGGCGAGGACCAAUUGCACAUUUUGGAGCACGACCAGCUCUCCUUCUCCUCCAUCUCAGACCAAGCAGCUGGCCUGAAAGAUGAUCAGAAGCAGAACGAGCCCUUUGUGGCCACUCAGCUUUCCGCCCACUCAGAUGGCUCUGCAAACAACUAAACGUAGGGCUUUGCUACCUGGUCUUAGAGCACCAGUGUCAGGGCAGUCAGCGGUAGUCUUCAUUUUCUUCCUUUUUAUGAGAAUGUAAAAGCCACGAUGAUGCUAUUUUAAUAAAUACUGUUUGCAGUAUUUAAAAAAAAAAAAAAGAAGCAAACAAAACAGAACAAAAACAGCUUUUACUCUGGAGGGAGGGAUAUCUAAUAUCUGAGGAAACAGGAUAUGUACCUAUCAUUCAUAUGUGACAAAAUGACCUAGACGUUAUUAUAGGCAAAGAAUACUGGAAGCAGUUCAGCUAUGGAUAGAAGCAGGUUUUAUACUUUUAAGUGGGGGAACUUAGGGUUUGCAUUGAAAUCAUUUAGCUAUUGACUAAAUAGCAAAAUUUAUAUUUAAAAGCAAAAAAGGCAUAGAGAUGUGUUUUAUAAAUAAGUAUGUGUAUGGUUUGCAUGUACCUAUACAAAGUGAUUAUUUUUGUAGAAUCUAAGUUAUAACCUACUAUUUAUAAUGAAUAGAUAACCAUUCAAUAUGUACAUAUGAAGUAUAAAUAUGUUUAUAUCCUGUACAUAUGUUUUAGGUCACCAGAUCCCAGUGUACUUCUUAACCCAAGGUAUUAGAUAUAUAUUAUUUUGAUUUCUCUUUAUACUAAAGAAAUCCAGAUUUCCUGCAAUAAAAUAAGGGGCAUAAUAUCCUUAGGAGUGAAUAACUACAGCAUUCUACAACAAUAAAUGUUUCUACCCUCUUGAAAUAGUAAAACAUGCCUGAAUCAUUUGUGAACAUUUCUUUGGAGGUGCACAAGUAAUGAAGAAUGCGAUUUGUAUAAUGAUUAAUAACUUGUUUUGAAAGGGUUUUGUGAUUUUUAUAGCCAACUAGUAUUAAAGCACAGAACUUUACCGUAAAAAAAGCCCCACAUGAACAGAUUAUGUCAAAUUAAUUUGAAAACUUAAUUUGUAAGCUAAAAUAAACAAAAAUCAAAGCUGCUUGCAAUCCUAUGCUUUAUCAAGAAAAGUUUCCUUUCUUGUAGGUGAUGUGUGCACUCCUUCGGGAUCUAUAAAGGCAGCAUGGAAAUGAUGUUCACAAGAAACAAUAAUUUUAGAGGGGAAAAUGAGAAAGAUACUGGGGGAUAACUACUGCUGAGAGCUUCAUCUCCCAUAGUUAGCUGCCCAAGAGGUGGUGCUUGAAGUGUUCCUGAAAAUCAGUGCCCUGCCAAUGAGCCAUGCCUGCUGGGCACUCCAUUUACGGGGUGGAAUGCUCCCACGUUAGGCAGCUCACUCGGUAACCUUGUUCUCUUUCUGACUGAAGGACCUUUUGCAUUAUGUGGCAUACCAGCCCUGUCCUGCUCCCUGCUGUGUUAUCCUUUGACCAUUGUAUCCCCUGACUACAGUAGGCCCUUCUUGUAUAAAAUCAUAUCUUGUCACAUAGCAGCAAAACCGUAGGAUGCCUGGCCAGUGGGCACCCACCACCACCCAUGGGGUCACCACGAGUCAGGGGCUAUUCAACAGCAGUUCACAGCAAGAAGAAGGAAUUACAUUGAUUGUGCAGUUCCCUGUGGCCUACGUAGCUCCUUUGCUGGUGAACACCGAGUCACCAGCAGAUCCUUCUAAGUCCGAACAUGUUGGUAUGCUUUUCCUGAACUUGGGUUGGGCAGCCCCCCAGGUACAUUUCCUUUCCUGACACUUCAUUCCUUAUUCAGUGUGUCCUGGGCAGGUAGAUAAUAACCUCAGGAAUGGAUUCACAGAAUAAGACAUGCUUCAUUGCCAUGGUUGUAUGUGGGAAGUUCACGGUGAUGGCUCUGCUUCCUACAGCAUAGAGGCCUGAGGUAAUGGAGGAUGUAAACCAGAGAAACAGUGGGUCACACUUGAACAGUGUGGUUAUAUUUUAUUCAGUGCAGGGGGUGACUGGUUUGCCAUAACUGUUAAUAUAAGAGCUUUUGUCAGCUGCCAUCGAGCUGGCUCUCAACUCAUGGCGACCCCAUGUACAACAGGAUUGGACUAUUGUGAUGCAUAGGGUUUUCAUUGACUGAUAUUCCAAAGUAGAUCUCCAGGCCUUUCUUCCUAGUAUCUCUGAGUCUGAAAGUUCCAAUAAACCUGUUGAGCAUCUUAGCAACGUUCAAACCAUCACUGAACCACCCCUUCAAAACUGGAAAAUAAAGAAGAGUGUAAAGGAAAAAUUCUGAAUCAGGAUGUCAUUAAUUAUAGUAUGGUACUUCACUUUAAAACUUUUUCUGAUUCUGUAUACACUAAACCUUGUUGUUCUUAGAUGCGCUCAAAUCAGUUCCGGCUCAUAGUGACCCUUUGUACAACAGAAUGAAGCACUGCCAGGUCCUGUGCCGCCCUCAUAAUUGUUGCUUUGCUUGAGCCCAUUGUUAUGGCCACUGGGUCAAUCUAUCUCAUUGAGGGUCUUUCUGUUUUUCCUUGACCCUCUACUUUACCAGGCAUGAUUUCCUUCUCCAGGAACUGGUCCCUCCUGAUAACAUGUCCAAUGUACAUGAGACAAAGUCUUGCCAUUCUCACUUCUAAGGAGCAUUCUAGCUGUACUUCUUCCAAGACAGAUUUGUUCAUUCUUCCAGCAGUUCAUGGUAUAUUCAGUAUUUUUGCCAGCACCAUAAUUCAAAGGCAUGAAUUCUUCAGCCUUCCUUAUUCAUUGUCCAGCUUUCGCAUGCAUGUGAGGCGAUUGGCUUGGGUCAGAUGAACCUUAGGCCUCCAGGUGACAUCUUUGAUUUUUAACAUUUUAAAGAGGUUUUUUGCAGUAGAUUUGCCCAAGAAAUGUCGUUUCAUUUCUUGACUGCUGCUUCCAUUGCCGUUGAUUGUGGAUCCAAGUAAAAUGAAAUUCUUGACAACUUCAAUAUUUUCUCUGUUUAUCAUGAUGUCAGUUGUGAGGAUUUUCUGUUUUCUUUAUGUUGAGGUGUAAUCCAUACUGAAGGCUGUAGUCUUUGAUCUUCAUCAGUGUUUCAGGUCCUCUUUAUUUUCAGCAAGCAAGGUUGUGUCAUCUAAUUAUUGCAAGUUUUUAAUGAGUCUUCCUCCAAUCCUAAUGCCACAUUCUUCAUAUACUCCAGCUUCAGGGAUCAUUUGCUCAGCAUACAGAUUGAGUAAGUAUGGUCAAAGGAUACAAACCUGACACACAUAUUUUCUUAUUUUAAACCACUCAGUAUCCCCUUGAUCGGUUCGAACGACUGCCUCUUGGGUUAUGUACAGGUUCCACAUAGCACAAUUAAGUGUUCUAGAAUUCCUUUUCUUUACAGUGUUAUCCAUAAUUUGUUGUGAUCCACACAGUCAGAUGCCUUUGCAUAGUUGAUAAAACACAGGUAAACAUCUUUCUGGUAUUGUCUGCUUUUAGCCAAGAUCCAUCUGACAUCAGCAAUGAUAUCCCUCAUUCCAUGUCCUCUUCUGAAUCCUGCUUGAACUUCUGGCAGUUCACUGUUGAUGUACUGCUGCAACUAUUUUUUAAUUACCUUCAACAAAAUUUUACUUGUAUGUGAUAUUGUCUUAGCUGUGUUCUUUUGAGAAGCAAAACCAGUAAAACAUAAAUACAUAUAUAGAGAGAGGGACAUUGAUAUCAAGGAAACGACUGACACGAUUGUAGAGGCUGGAAUGUCCCAAGUCCAUGGAUCAGGAUAGAGGCUUCUCCUGAUUCACACAGCUGUGAGGGCUGGCAAACCCAAGAUCAGCAGGUUGGAGAGCAGGAGUCUUGCUCACAGGCUGUGAAGGUCGAUGAGUCUCAAGAUCAGCAGGUAAGCUGCUAGCUCAAGUUCCAAGAACCAGAAGUCAGACAAACAGGAGGCAGCUGCAGAAUCCAGAGAGGGCAAAAACCAGAAUGUCCACUUAAAUUUGAAUGUAGGUGACACGCGCAAGGAAACUCCCAUUCAACUGAUUGGCUACUCACAGCAGAUCCCAUCAUGGGGUUGAUCAUAUAUAAACACUAAGAAUCAUGACCCAGCCAAGUUGACACACAAUCUCAACCAUCACAGAUAUUAAUGAUGUUAGUUAAAUAAUUUUCACAUUCUGUUGCAUCUUUGGAAUGGGCAUAACCGGUUCUCUUCCAGCCGGUUGACCAGGUAGCUGUCUUCCAAAUUUCUUGGCAUGAAAAGUGAGCACUUCCAAGGAUGCAUCUGUUUGUUGAAACAUCUCAAUUGGUAUUAUCUCAGUUCCUGGAGGCUUGUUUUUCACCAAUGCCUUCAAUGCAGCUUGGACUUCUACCUUUAGUACCAUCAGUUCCUGAUCAUAUGCUAACUCCUGAAAUGUAUGAACAUCGGCCAAUUCUUUUUGGUACAGUGACUGUGUAUUCAUUCCAUCAGCUUUUGAUGCUUCCUGCAUCAUUCAAUAUUUUCCUCAUAGAAUCCUUCAAUAUUACAACUCGAGGCUUGAAUUUUUUCUUCAGUUCUCUCAGCAUGAGAAAUGCUGAUCCUGUUCUUCCUUUUGGUUCUCUAACUUGAGGUCUUUGCAAAUUUCAUUAUACUUUGUCUUCUUGAGCUGCCCUUUGAAAUCUUCCAUUCACCUCUCUUAUGUGAUCAUUUCAUUCACUUUAGCUACUCUACAUUCAAGAGCAAGUUUCAGAGUCUCUUCUGACAUCCAUUUGGUUUUUCUUUUCUUCCCAUAUUUUUAAUGACCUUUUGCUUUCUUCGUGUAUGAUAUCCUUGAUGUCAUCCCAAAACUCCUCUGGUCAUUAGUAAUAAAUGUGCCAAAUCUAUCCUUGAGAUGGUCUCUAAAUUCAGGUGGGAUAUACUCAAUGUUGUGCUUUGCCUCUCACGGGCUUGUUUUAAUUUUCUUCAGCUUCAACUUGAACUUGCAUACGAGCAAUUGAUGGUCUUUUAUGCAGGCACCCCCUGGCCUUGUUCUGAUGGAUGAUUUUUGAGCUUCUCCAUCUUCUCUUUCCACAGAUAUAGUUGAUUUGAUCCCUGUGUAUUCCAUCCAGGGAGAUCCAUGUGUAUACUCGCCAUUUAUGUUGUUGAAAAAAGGUAUUUUCAGUGAAUAAGUCAUUGGUCUUACAAAAUUCUGUUAUGCAAUCCAGUGUCAUUUCUAUCACAGGCCAUAUUUUCUAACUACUGAUCCUUCAUUUCCAAUGUUUGCAUUCCAAUCACCAGUAGUUGCAGUGAAUUUGGAUUGCACAUUUGAUUAAUUUAAGACUACAGAAGUUGAUUAAAAUCUUCAAUUUCUUUAUCUUUGGCAUUAGUGGUUGGUGCAUAAAUUUGAAUAAUAGUCAUAUUUACUGGUCACCCUUGUAGGCAUAUGGAUAUUUUCCUAUCACUGACAGCCUUGUACUUCAGAAUAGAUCUUGAAAUGUUCUUUUUGACUAUGAAUGGGAAGCCAUUCCUUUUCAAUUUGUCAUUCCCAGCAUGGUACCCCAUAUGAUUAUCCAACUCAAAAUGGCCAAUACCAGUCCAUUUCAGCUCACUAAUGCCUACAAUAUAGAUCUUUAAGCAUUCCAUUUCAUUUUUGAUGAUUUUCAGUUUUCCUAGGUUCAUGCUUAGUACAUUCCAUGUUCCAAUUAUUAAUGGAUGUUUGCAGCUGUUUCUUCUCAUUUUGAGUCUUGCUACAUCAGCAAGUGAAGGGCCCAAAAUCUUGACUUCACCCACAUCAUUAAGGUCAACUCUACUUUGAGGAGGCAGCUCUUCCCCAGUCGUAUUUUGACUGCAGAACACACAAGCCACCACAGUGAGACAAACUGACAGGCGAGUCGUGGCACUAAGCCUUAAUGUUCUUCAAAUUGUUGUUGUUAAUGUGAAGGGUGAGGUACAAAAAGUGGAGCAAGUUCUGCCUACCCACUCCAUCUGAUGGGGAAUGGAAGUGGAGUUUCUUGCUUGGACUGCUUUUGUCUCUGGCCAGUGGGCAGUUGCUGCCCUGUGAUCUUGAUGGAGAAGGAUGUGGUAUCUGCCAGGAAUGUGGCCAUCUGGGUCUUCCCUACAGAACAGAAACAGUGUCCUUUGGGGAGGUGAUGAGGAGGCAGAGCUCAGGGUAGCCAAACUAUGCAAAACCCAACAUUUGGAACAUUUAGCUGGAGGUGGGGGAGUGCAGAGUAGGAGGUGGAAGUGAAUUCUAGAGAAGAGGGCUCUGAGUGAUGUCUAUAAACUAAAGGAUCCAACUGCUGGACAUGAGUGUUGUAGCUUGAGUUUAUAAUCCUAGGGAAUGCCCUCAGGGGAGAAGAGUGGCAGAAGUCAUUGUCAUUCAAGGAGAAGACUGUGUGUGAACUAAAAGGUGACAUGUUUCUGGUGGGGAUGUUGGUCUCCAAGCAGCAGGUAUACUCACCAUGAGGAAAAGACAGAGCAUCUUAGAGUGGAGGUUCUCACCUUCCCAGAAGUCAAAGGGAGUGUAGGCCAAGAGUUGGAAGACUGCUCCAAGAAUCUUACAAAAGACAUUCAUGGAACAGGGAAAGCUUGGCCUGAAUGACUCCAUAUCUGAGAUUUUUUUCUUACUAUAUUAAUCACAAUCAAGAUAUUAAAAAGCGAUUUGUUAAAAAGAGUGAGAAAGAAAAAAGGGGUUACUUUCUGAACAGAUGAAUUUGCUGUGAUUUAAGGAAAAAUGUCAAUGAUUGCUAAGCUGUGAGAUCAUUUUUUUCUUGCCUAAAAAACAGGCUCAUACUUUCUGCAAACUUGCCCUAUGGGCCUUUUGGAAAAUUAAUGAUAUACUUACAAAUCUAGAGACCCUAAGGUAAUUGAAAUAGUCAAUGCAAAACCUUUUCAACCCUUUAAAGUUAUCAGCAGUACACUGAUUUCUUAAAAAAAAAAAAAAACAGCUAGUAUGUGUUUCAGAUAAGGGUUAAUUUUAAAUUGGCGAAAACAUGCACUGAAAGAUAAUAGGGUAAAAAACCCAACCAGUUGCCGUUGAGAUGAUUCUGACUCGUGGGGCCCCGUGUCUGUCAGUAUAGAACUGUGCUGCAUAAGGUUUUCAAUCGCUGGCUUUUUGGAAGUAAAUUGCCAAGCCUUUCUUCCAAGGCACCUCUGGGUGGACUCAAACCUCCAACCUUUCAGUUAGUAGUCGAGCACAUUAACCAUACCACUCAGGGACUAGUAGUAAAAUAUCUACAGUUUAUUUUGGACUGCAACAUAGCAAUGAUUGUGAGAAUGGUGCAGGCCCGGGCAGUGUUUCAUUCUGUUGUACAUAGGUUUGCUAUGAGCUGGAACCAACUUGACGACACCUAGCAACAACAGCUUAUUUGAAAUUCAGUGAGCAGAGCUUCCCGAUUUUGUGGCAUGUGAACAUUCACCCUGUGAUGCCCUUUUGUCAAAACCUUCAAUGCUGAGAAGGUAUGUGGAAAGUACUGAUACCCUCUUUGGGCUGUAAUAUCAGAAAUGUGUACACGGUCAAACAGAUCAUUCUUUGGAAAACUUAGUAACAAAAGUUUCUAAAAACAUAUUACCGAAAUUGAA